UUCAAGUUCUCAUUUGGACUGCAUUACUUAGAUUCGACUAGAUUAGACUUCCUCGAAUUACGUGAUACGGAGCGAUACCGUCCGUAUGUAAUGUAAGAGCUAGUUAGGUAGAUUCACGGAGAUUAAAGUACUAUUGAACACCAGGUAAAAUGCAGAUGAAUGAAACUUUAUAGAUUCAACAGAAAUUCUUGACGAAUCAGUUCAAAAAUGGAGUUAUGGAGUAUGAAAACGAUUCUCAUAUUUACAGUAAUCAAGGUCGCCAUGGUAACGAGUCAAAACGCAGAGAAGAGGCUUUAUAAAGACUUGAUGGCGACUUACGAUGCCUCAGCCCGGCCCGUCAUGAGGGCAGAUGAAACGGUUGUAAUAGAAUUCGGCAUAGCUUUAAACCAAAUAGCACAACUGGAUGAGAAGAAUCAGACUCUUAUCACACAGGUGUGGAUAUAUGAGGAAUGGGAAGACGAUAACUUGCAUUGGUCUCCUCAACAGUACGAGGAUCUUGAUAGUCUGGUCAUUCCUUCUGAACGUAUAUGGCUGCCUGAUAUCUACCUGCUCAACAACGCCGACAAGGGAGCCAAAGGAUUUGUUCGUGAAAAUGAUACGCGAGUUCUCAUCCACUCCAAUGGUCGUGUUCGCUGGGUUGUGCCUAUGAUAGUGAAGUCCUCGUGUGCAGUCGAUGUUACGUAUUUCCCCUUCGACAGACAGAAGUGUAUCAUUAUGUUUGGUUCCUGGUCAUAUGACACAACGCAGGUGCGGAUGGUCCGGUCUGCAGAUACGGCAGAUAUGUCCAGGUUUGUCACUAAUAGCGAGUUUGACAUUCUCAGAGUAAACCUCACUGAAACCCUCACGAACCUUUCCAGCGGGUUCAGAGGCGAGUAUAUGCACAUAAACAUAAACAUUGUCUUCCAAAGGAAAGCCUUGUAUUAUAUGUACACUAUCGUAGCCCCCACCGUCAUUCUCUGUCUGAUGAGUCUGUUUUCGUUCGUAUUGCCAUGCGACUCUGGGAAGAAGAUAGCUAUAGGGUUAACAGUGUUUGUGACACUGUAUGUACUACAGAUAGCGAUUGCUGAGAACGUCCCUGAGUCUAACACCAAUCCUGUUCUAGGUAUUUUCCUAACGUUGGUGAUGACAUUAAACGCCCUCUCGUUGAUAACGUCAGUCAUGGUGAUGAAUAUCAAGAAACGUGGGAGUAGGCACCCCAUACCACCCAUUCCAAGAUGGCUGUGGAGACUUACAGAAUGGCUGGGUAAACUAACUCUGACAAAGCUGGAUGACGAUGAAAUAGACGAAUGCACAUGUGACGUCGAUGAUGACGACAGUGACCAGGAUGAAAAUGCAGCAGAUCUAAGCACACGAUAUAUACGACAAACAAGUCUUCCAAAGGGAGAUGGCAGUACAUAUAAACGGCUCCCGCAUAGUUCCAACGGUUCAAACGGGUACACAGGACAUGAUACUUUAACUAAAUUCUACCAAAGGCAAAAUAUAAGGAAUGGGCAUAAUGGUUAUAAAAGUACUGGAACAUAUGAGUACAGUGAUGCACGAAAUCAAUAUAAAUCAGACUCUGAUGAAGAAAACAUAUCAGAAUAUGGGGACGCUGUUGAACAUUAUGAGGAUAACUAUAUCGAACAUGAUUUUACUAAAUACGAUAGAGGAAACACGUAUGAGCAGAUAGGACCAAGUCCAACAAAGUUAGGCGAUUUGAAGCACGAGUGGGAAUACAUUGCAGAAGUUAUGAACAAAUUGAUAUUUAUAAGUUAUCUUUUGGCUUUGGCUUUAACAAUAGUACAUGUCCAUGUGAAAUUGGGCCUUGUGGUGUAUCCAAUGGCAUCUUUGAUAGGCAUUCUAGGAAAAUACGUAUGUUGCGGCAAAGUAGCAAAAUGUUGGUUUGUCAGCAAAGAAAAAAUAGAUAAAGGAGAGAUACAUAGCUUAGUUAUAACUGUCAUGGGAGCAGUGCAGUAG
Messenger RNA from Owenia fusiformis, 1956 nucleotides. Lineage: Eukaryota; Metazoa; Annelida; Polychaeta; Sabellida; Oweniidae. The record is from the annotation of a GenBank genome assembly.